Dujonia railenensis is the source of this 618-nucleotide messenger RNA. The record is from the annotation of a GenBank genome assembly. Lineage: Eukaryota; Fungi; Ascomycota; Pichiomycetes; Serinales; Debaryomycetaceae.
AUGUUUAAUAUUAGCGCUACUAUUAACUGUAGUCGGUUAUUGUAUAACCCCAGUCUCUGUUUACCCCACGCCACGGUUAGUUCUUUCGACCACUUGCAAAUACCGUUUACAUUCCCCAAUGCAACUAUCAAAGGUGUCGUCUUAGAUAAGGACAAUUGCUUCGCAAAGGACCAUGACGAUAAAGUUUGGCCAGAAUAUGCAUCUAUAUGGAAAAAGCUCCAGCAAUCAUAUCCUAAGGAGAAUUUACUAAUUGUAAGUAAUUCGGCUGGAACAAACGAUGAUAUAGAUCACAAGCAGGCAGCAAAAUUGGAAAAAGAUACUGGUGUUACUGUUUUAAGGCAUCCCACCAAAAAACCUGGAUGUCACUUGGAAAUAAUUGACUAUUUCAAGGAAAGAGGUAUUGCUAACAAUGAAAUUGUGGUUAUUGGUGAUAGACUAUUUACCGAUAUGCUUAUGGCCAAUAUGAUGGGUUCUUGGGGAAUUUGGUUAAGUGAUGGUGUUGAGUUAUCUCAAAAGAUAUUCCCAAGAUUAGAAAGAGACUUGUACGCAAGAUUGGUCACAAAUAGACAAGAUGCAAAUAAGUAUUAUCCUCCUACUCCAAACGUGUCUGAAGAUUGA